This is a messenger RNA of Theobroma cacao (cacao), 1412 nucleotides long. Its product is annotated as F-box/kelch-repeat protein At1g23390-like. Gene Ontology annotation, molecular function: protein binding. The record is from RefSeq and is a predicted model, not a curated record. Lineage: Eukaryota; Viridiplantae; Streptophyta; Magnoliopsida; Malvales; Malvaceae. Gene Ontology annotation, biological process: proteasome-mediated ubiquitin-dependent protein catabolic process. Gene Ontology annotation, cellular component: cytosol; nucleus.
UUAAGCCUAAAAUUUAUUAAGAGGAAAGCCCAGACAUUCUUCUCGUUAAAAAUGCCCCCCUUCUGUCCACUCUCACAUUAUGCUAGUGUCUGUCUAUCCACCUUACCCUCCAACAUAACAAAGCCUAAAUCCCAAAAUACUGAAAGAAAGGCAAGGAGAAAGGGACAUCAUUUCAUGAUGACUGAAGAGCACAAGGUUGAAGCGGAAACAGAAGCACAAGUUGCAAUUCAUCCAGAUGUCUUGGAAACCAUUUUCUCUUACCUUCCUCUCAUUCAUCUUCUCCCAGCCAGCAGAGUCUCUAAAUCCUGGAACGCCGCAGCUUUCUCCUCCCUUCGCUUCAACAAGACCAAACCCUGGCUCAUUGUCCACACUCAGAACAUCCGUGCUCCUCACGCCACCACCGCCAUCGCUUACGACCCGCGCUCCGAGGUCUGGCUCCAAAUUCACCAAAAUCUGCCCACUAGACACGUUUCAGCCCUACGUUCCUCCAACUCCACGCUCCUAUACGUUCUUAUCCCCUCCAAGUUCUCCUUCUCCAUCGACCCUUUCCAUCUGACGUGGCGCCAUGUGAAACCACCCGCAGUCUGGCGCACCGACCCCGUCGUCGCAUUGGUCGGCCACCGCAUAGUCGUCGCUGGCGGAGCCUGCGACUUCGAGGAUGAUCCGUUGGCGGUCGAAAUCUACGACAUCAACACUCGCACUUGGGAAAAGAGCGAGUCCAUGCCAGCCACCCUAAAGGGCUCGGCAGCCUCGACGUGGCUCUCCGUUGCCGCCAAUACAAAAACAAUGUACGUAAUGCAGAAAAUGUCCGGUGUUACGCACUCUUUUAACCCCAGUUCUAAGAUCUGGUCUGGACCGUACAAUCUGCGUCCUGAUCGGAACAUUUACUUUUCCGUGAUAAGGUUUCGUGUGGACAGCCUGAUUAUGUUGGGGUUUCUCGGAGAUCCCGAGAAUCCGAAUGGUAUGAAAGUCUGGGAAUUAAGCGGGGAAUCGUUGGAGUUUUGUAAAGAAAUAGGGAUGAUGCCAAAGGAGCUGGUGGAGAAACUGAAAGGAGAGGGACCAAGCUUUAGUUCGGUAAUAGUAAAUUCCAUGGCGGAUAUUUUCUGCAUAUAUAAUCCUGAAGAGCCAGAGGAAUUGGUGGUGUUUGAGGUUGGCCACAAAGGGCUGUGUCGGUGGGGGAGUUUGAAAAAUGCGGCGGUGAGUGAUCGAGGCAUGGUGGCGGAGAGGAUGGUGCUUACGUGCUCUGACGUGGGGUUAGGUGAUUUAGGAAGAGCGGUGUGGUCCGGACAGGGAAGUUUCACUGUUAUUUAAAUGUUAAUGACUGGCUUUUACAUUUGAAGAAAUUGUGAGAAACAAUCUUUUUUUUAUAAAGAUAUUUUAAAAAUAAUCAUUAAAAAAAAUUUAAUUAUUUU